Molecule: messenger RNA, 1551 nt
Organism: Ananas comosus (pineapple)
Lineage: Eukaryota; Viridiplantae; Streptophyta; Magnoliopsida; Poales; Bromeliaceae
Product: ferredoxin--NADP reductase, embryo isozyme, chloroplastic-like
Exons: 6
Coding region: 141-1277 (378 amino acids)
Molecular function (GO): oxidoreductase activity
Source: RefSeq, a predicted model, not a curated record
AAGGGCUACUCGUCCCUUCCGCUACCUCAAGGGCUCCUCCUCCUCCUCCUCCCCUCCUCUUUCGUACCUAUAAAACAAACCCUAGAUUCCGAUCGAGGUGGGAAAGAAGAAGGACAAAACCCUAGUGACCUCGAUCGAUCAUGGCGCGGGCUUUGGGAGCUCAGGCGCCUCUAUCCGUGCAAAUUGGGUCGGAUGCGUCUCUGAGGAAGCACGGAUUCGAGGGUCAUAAUAAUCUCAGCUUCCACCGUAGAUCAUGGAAUUCUACAUCUUUAGAACUGAAAAAGAGGAAUGUACAACUAAAAUAUCAAAACGAGGUGGUAUGCAUGUCCGUACAGCAAGCAAGCAAAAAGAAAGUUGCAGUUCAGCCUUUAGAAUUAGAGAAUGCUAAAGAACCGCCUCUCAACCUGUACAAACCCAAGGAACCUUAUACAGCAACAAUUGUCUCCGUCGAGAGACUUGUUGGCCCCAAAGCUCCUGGUGAGACAUGCCACAUUGUAAUUGAUCAUGGAGGCAAUGUCCCUUACUGGGAAGGGCAAAGCUAUGGAAUUAUUCCUCCUGGCGAGAACCCAAAGAAACCUGGGUCUCCUCAGAAUGUUCGCCUUUACUCGAUUGCGUCAACAAGGUACGGAGAUUCAUUUGAUGGCAAGACUGCCAGCUUAUGUGUUCGUCGUGCCGUGUAUUAUGAUCCAGAAACUGGUAAGGAGGAUCCUUCAAAGAGUGGUGUAUGCAGUAAUUUUCUCUGUGACGCAAAGCCUGGGGACAAGAUUCAGAUCACUGGUCCCUCUGGCAAGAUAAUGCUUUUACCCGAGGAUAACCCUAAUGCCACUCAUAUCAUGAUAGCCACUGGGACUGGUGUAGCACCUUUCCGAGGCUACCUCCGCCGCCUAUUCAUGGAGUCUGUUCCCAACUACCACUUUGGCGGCCUUGCUUGGCUCUUCCUCGGGGUUGCUAAUACUGAUAGCCUUUUGUACGACGACGAGUUCACAAACUAUCUCCGUGAACACCCUGACAAUUUCAGGUAUGACAAAGCCCUCAGCAGGGAGCAUAAGAGCAAGAAAGGCGGGAAGAUGUACGUGCAGGACAAGAUUGAGGAGUACAGUGACGAAAUCUUCAAGCUUCUAGAUGGUGGUGCUCACAUAUACUUCUGCGGUUUGAAAGGGAUGAUGCCCGGGAUCCAGGACACGCUGAAGAGAGUUGCCGAGGAAAGAGGGGAGAGCUGGGAUGCGAAGCUUUCGCAGCUCAAGAAGAACAAGCAAUGGCAUGUAGAGGUCUAUUAGUCACCAUCCAAAUGCAAAGCGUAAUAAAUUGCUUGGAUUGCUGGAUAAAACAUUGGUCUGAUUCCAAUUUUUUUUGGUGACAUAAAUGUUAUUUCACUCUUAUUAAUUAGCGAGGAUACGCACAUUCUAGCUAGCUCAAUUUAUGGUUGUGAUGCAAUUUAUUUAGCUUCAGCUGCUGUUUAUAAGGGCAGUUCACCAUGCUCCAUUUGAUUGUGGUGAGAUUUUUUUAGCUGCCAAAAUCUACAAAAUAAAGUUCCUUCUGCAAUUCAUAUUU